Messenger RNA from Porites lobata, 544 nucleotides. The record is from the annotation of a GenBank genome assembly. Lineage: Eukaryota; Metazoa; Cnidaria; Anthozoa; Scleractinia; Poritidae.
AUUAACGAUAUUGUUAAGAUAGGGUGGUUACCAGUAAGACAGCGAAGAGAUUUCCACGUUCUCAAACUCGUUCACCAGGCUUUGUACUCCCCCAGCUGGCCGUCUUACGUACCACUAGAUACAGUUAAACAUCUCCGAUCUUUGCGGUCAGGAGCAGCAACAAGAUUAACUAUACCAAUGGAGAGGGGCACUUUUCAAGACUCUGCUGCCAAGUUAUUUAAUGUCCUUCCGGCAAAUAUUAGAAACUGUAGCGAUUUCAAAGUACAUUUUAGGGAAGUUAAUGCCUAUCUAUUAAAUAACAUUUGUAAAUAGUUUGUAAAUUGUAUAUAGGGUUGUAUUAAUCUUUAUAACAUUUUUAUUUUUAUACAAUAUCCUUUUAUAGUCCGAUAUUUUUGCUUUUUUUUUAUAUUGUAGAUUUCAAUUCAAUUUUAUUUUUGUAGCAUAUUAUAGUUUUUCUUUUUUUAUAUUGUAGUUUUUAACAGGUGAAGAGCCACUAGGUGGAUACACUGUUAAUAAACCAUUAUUAUUAUUAUUUUAUUAUUAA